UCUCUCUUAGAAAACGCCAACGCUGGAUUUUCACCAUCCCAUUGUUCUUCAUCUCUCUACCUCUCUGUCUGUCCGUCUGUCUGCCUCUCUCUCUCUCUCUCUCUCUCUCACGAAUUCUAUCCAAGAAGAAGGGUAAUGGAGGAUUCUUCUUCUUUCUGGGUUGAUUUCUUGAAGGGAAUGCUGAAACCUGUCGCAGCUACAUGUGUUGUUUUGAUGGCUGUGGCUCUUUCCUUCUGUCAGAACCUUGGGCUGGAGAAGGAGAUGAUUUUUUCCAUAGCUCGUGCCUUUCUUCAGCUCUCUGUCAUUGGGUUUGUACUUCAGUUCAUCUUCAGCCAGAAGAACAUCGCCUGGAUUCUUCUUGCUUACUUGUUCAUGGUUGCUGUUGCUGGUUAUACAGCAGGUCAACGUGCAAAACAUGUUCCACGAGGGAAGUAUGUUGCCGGGGCAUCCAUUUUAGCUGGAACAGCGGUGACCAUGAGCUUGCUUGUCCUGUUGCGUGUUUUCCCUUUUACUCCACGAUACAUCAUCCCUGUCGCAGGCAUGAUGGUCGGCAAUGCAAUGACAGUAACUGGUGUGACAAUGAAAAGGCUCCGAGAUGACCUCAAAGUGCAAAAGAAUCUGGUGGAGACAGCAUUGGCACUUGGUGCGACGCCACGGCAGGCGACACUUCAGUUGGUGAAGAGGGCUCUGAUCAUCGCUCUCUCCCCUGUCCUGGACAAUGCGAAGACGGUGGGCCUCAUCUCUCUUCCUGGUGCGAUGACCGGCCUUAUAAUGGGAGGUGCUUCUCCUUUAGAAGCCAUUCAGUUGCAGAUAGUUGUGAUGAACAUGCUUAUCGGGGCGGCCACUGUCAGCAGCAUCACGUCAACGUACCUCUGUUGGCCUGCCUUCUUCACCAAAGCUUACCAGUUGGAGCCCAAGGUCCUGGUAGACUAAGUAGUUAAUAUGGUUGAAUCCAAUGCAUGGUCUGAUGUGGAAUAGCUUAGCUUGAGUUUUGAGUUUGUACAGGGAUUUGAGUUGCCGUGGUUUCAGUAUCCAGACCAUUGGACUGUUGGGCCUCACUGUGGAUGGAUCAUUGCCAUAAAAUCUCUGCCAUGGGACAAUCCUAUCCUUUCAAUUGACGGCCUCCAAAUAGACAGUCAAGAAGAAAUGCGACAGCGACCCAUGUACAAUCCCAAUGUUGAUCAAUCACUGAACCAUGGCCGUCUCGUACAAACUGAAAAUCUUACCAUGCAAUGGGCAUAUCAAUGGGUUGAGGUUCAUGUAAUUCCUCUGAAAUGUAAGACUCACAUGUGAGGGUAGCUUUAUGUAUUCCCAGACGUUCUGCAAUACAAUACCAUGAUAAAGUACAACAGUUUAGAAGAGAAA
Messenger RNA from Magnolia sinica, 1365 nucleotides. RefSeq names its product protein ALUMINUM SENSITIVE 3. The coding region runs from base 136 to 933 and encodes 265 amino acids. The record is from RefSeq and is a predicted model, not a curated record. The transcript has 3 exons. Lineage: Eukaryota; Viridiplantae; Streptophyta; Magnoliopsida; Magnoliales; Magnoliaceae. Gene Ontology annotation, biological process: response to aluminum ion.